AUGGCGUCCCCACCAAAACGCCUCCUCUUUAUUGCUUCGAUCGGUAAUCCAAAGCCAUACCGUCGAACGCGCCACAGUGCCGGUCAUCUCCUUCUUGAUGUCGUUGCUCCUCUUCUCAAAGCCCGCUAUGACACAUCACAAACACUCUACACAACAUGGUACAGCCCAUCAUACAUGAACGAGUCUGGGCCUAAACUAGUGCGCCAAAUGACAAGAUGGCUCGCCACGCAAGACUCCAAUAUUCUCAGCUCUAUCACAUUAGUAAUACUGCAUGAUGAACUCGAAGCAGCGCCGGGGAAGGUGCGCGUGAAGCGAGGCGGACCUGAGAUUGCGAGUCUGCGAGGCCAUCGAGGGUUGAUUAGUAUUUUUGAGACGCUGCGCGGUAAAGGACUAUAUCCGCCUCGAGAGCAGAAUUCAAAACGCCGGAAUAGUACCACCACGCAGGAACUCUCUAUUUUGAGGAUUGGAAUUGGGAUUGGGAGACCUGAGAGUCGGGAGAAGAACGCUGUGGCGGAUUAUGUUCUGUCUGAGAUGAAUGCUUGGGAACUAGGGGCCGUGGAAAGGGCUGCGGAGCCGGUAAUGAAGGCCAUGGAUGAAGAGAUGUGUCGAAGUGAUAUUGACUUAUGA
This is a messenger RNA of Penicillium taxi, 627 nucleotides long. RefSeq lists its product as uncharacterized. Lineage: Eukaryota; Fungi; Ascomycota; Eurotiomycetes; Eurotiales; Aspergillaceae. Gene Ontology annotation, molecular function: peptidyl-tRNA hydrolase activity. The record is from RefSeq and is a predicted model, not a curated record. The transcript has a single exon. Bases 1 to 627 code for a protein of 208 amino acids.